Molecule: messenger RNA, 5209 nt
Organism: Conger conger (European conger)
Lineage: Eukaryota; Metazoa; Chordata; Actinopteri; Anguilliformes; Congridae
Gene: dhtkd1
Product: dehydrogenase E1 and transketolase domain containing 1
Exons: 17
Coding region: 168-2963 (931 amino acids)
Biological process (GO): tricarboxylic acid cycle
Molecular function (GO): thiamine pyrophosphate binding; oxoglutarate dehydrogenase (succinyl-transferring) activity
Source: RefSeq, a predicted model, not a curated record
CUUCACGUCAGUCGCCGAGACUUUUCCUGAACUCGUAAUCCAAGUAGCUACACACGCUUCAGCCAAUAGGAUUCAGAGAAGUUGUCAACUCCCAUCUUUCGUGGACACGAUGGCUGCCUAGUCCCCGAGGUGUUCGAACCGGUUAAGCUUCAUUUCGCUUUUAAUGCAUGAGCAGAAUAUUGAAGAUGUCAGUAUUUCUUAUCGCCAAGAAUUUGCACUUAACAACCAGGCCGUCUAUCCGGGCCAUUCGACCUCUCCUGAGUAGUUUUUAUCACACCAAAAAAGGGGUCUACGGGUACAAACCAGGGGGGUCCAACACAGACGUGAACUUGAAGAGUGGGCAUAUCUCUUCUCUUAAUCAAGAUCAUGGGCUUGCACGACUGGUGGAAGCCUAUAGAGCACAUGGACACAAGGCAGCUAAAAUUAACCCUUUAUUCCCCGACAAAGCAGUUAUGGAUAUGGUACCUGAAAUAAGCGUUUUAAGUGGAGCAUUGCAAGGCCCGUUCAACACAAGUGGGCUGAACCAUUUUGGCAAAGUGGAGGCGUCAUUAGAGGAAGUACUCGAGUACCUGAACCACACAUACUGUGGGCACGUCUCUGUGGAGAUUAUGCAGCUCCAGAGCUUAGAGGAAAGGGAGUGGUUGGCAGAUCGUUUCGAGGAACUGAAGAAGGAGGCGUUCUCUCCAGAGGAGAGGAGGCAGCUUGCCAGGCUCAUGUUGGAAUCUCAGGAAUUUGACCACUUCUUGGGUACCAAGUUCGCCACUGUGAAGCGAUACGGGGGAGAGGGAGCAGAGAGCAUGAUGGGAUUUUUCCACGAGCUGUUCCGGCUGGCAGCGUUCAGCGGGGUGUCCGACGUGAUCAUGGGAAUGCCCCACCGCGGGAGGCUGAACUUGCUGACCGGGCUCAUGCAGUUCCCCCCUGAGCUGAUGUUCCGGAAAAUGCGGGGCCUGAGCGAGUUUCCCGAGAACUCCCCCUCCAUUGGGGACGUUCUCUCCCACCUGACCUCCUCCGUGGACCUUGAUUUCGGGACUGGGCUCCCCAUCCGUGUCAGCAUGUUGCCCAACCCAUCCCACCUGGAGGCCAUCAGCCCUGUGGCCCAGGGCAAAACCCGUGGCAAACAGCAGGCCAGUCAGGAGGGGGACUAUUCCCAGGAGAGCCAUGCUCAGCCAGGGGACAGGGCCAUCUGUGUGCAGGUUCACGGGGAUGCUUCCUUCAGUGGCCAAGGAAUUGUCGCUGAAACCUUUACUAUUUCACUCCUACCCCACUACAGAGUAGGUGGAAGCAUCCACCUCAUUGUCAAUAACCAAGUGGGUUAUACCACUCCAGCUGAGAGAGGGAGAUCUUCGUUGUACUGCAGUGAUAUCGGUAAGAUCGUGGACUGCGCCGUGAUCCACGUGAACGCCGACGACGCCGAGGAUGUUUUGCGGGCGACGCGGCUGGCGGUGGAGUACCAGAGGAGGUUCCGGAAGGACGUGAUCGUGGACCUGCUCUGCUACCGGCAGUGGGGCCACAACGAGCUGGACGAGCCCUCCUUCACCAACCCGGCCAUGUACAAGAUCAUACGCUCCAGGAAGAGCAUCCCAGACCUCUACGCUGAGCGGCUGAUCUCAGAAGGCCUGAUGACGGAGGCGGAGCGGUCGGAGAUCAAGACGUCCCACUACAGCAUGCUGAACGAGUGCCUGGCCAAUACGGCCCUGUACAGUCCUCCCCCCACCAACCUGCAGGGCAGCUGGGGCGGGCUGGUGGAGCCCCAGGCCCGCAUCUCCACCUGGGACACGGGCAUGCCCGCCCAGCUGCUGCAGUUCGUGGCCGCCCGGUCCGUGGACAUACCCAAACACAUUCAGCUGCACGGCCACCUGGAGAAGACUCACGUGCAGGCCCGGCUCCAGAAGCUGGAGGAGGGCACCAGGCUGGACUGGUCCACCGCGGAGGCCAUGGCGUUCGGUUCACUGCUGUGUCAAGGGUUUAACAUUCGCAUUAGCGGGCAGGACGUAGGGCGUGGCACCUUCAGCCAACGCCACGCCAUGGUGGUGUGCCAGAGUACUAAUGAUAUGUACAUCCCCCUGAAUCACAUCGUGCCAGAACAGAAGGGCUUCCUGGAGGUGUGUAACAGCGCCCUGUCCGAGGAGGCUGUGCUUGGGUUCGAGUACGGGAUGAGCAUCACCCUGCCCAAACUCUUGCCCAUAUGGGAGGCGCAGUUUGGGGAUUUCUUCAACGGAGCGCAGAUAAUCUUUGACACGUUUCUCUCAGGAGGUGAGGCAAAAUGGCUCCUGCAGUGCGGGAUGGUCAUCCUGCUGCCGCACGGCUACGACGGGGCGGGGCCAGAGCACUCGUCCUGCAGGAUCGAACGCUUCCUGCAGAUGUGUGACAGUAAAGAGGACGGUGUUGACGGUGAUAAUGUGAACAUGGGCGUGGUUAACCCCACGACCCCGGCGCAGUACUUCCACCUGAUCCGCCGCCAGAUGAUCCGCAACUUCCGCAAGCCGCUCAUCGUAGCCUCGCCCAAGACCCUGCUGCGCUUCUCGGGUGCCGUUUCGAGCCUGGCUGACAUGGCUCCAGGAACGUCCUUCAAACCCGUGAUCGGUGACCCCUCUGUGACCCCUGCUAGUGUCCAGCGGGUGGUGCUGUGCUCAGGGAAGCAUUAUUACGCCCUGCUGAAGCGGAGGGAGGCGUCGCCAGCCGCUGAGAGCACUGCACUGAUCCGGUUGGAGGAGCUGUGCCCCUUCCCCCUCGAGGCCCUGCAGAAGGAGCUGGUCCAGUACAGCAGCGCUAAAGAGUUUAUAUGGAGUCAGGAAGAGCCUCAGAAUAUGGGUCCCUGGUCUUACGUGGCUCCUAGAUUUGAGAAGCAGCUGGCCUGCAAGCUACGACUGGUCAGCAGGCCGGCCCUCCCCGCCCCGGCGGUGGGCAUUGGAACCCUGCACCAGCAGCAGCAGGAGACCAUCCUCACCGAUACCUUCGCUUAAGGGACCACUCCUGUGCCUACGACCCCGGAGAUGCCGAGGAACGCAGAGCUGAAUCUACUUCUCAAACUCAGGCACUUAAAAGGGAAUGUGGUGUGAGGCUUUGGGGGAAUCGUUUAUAAUCGGUGAUAUCAGUUGAAGCCCUUCAAGAGCUGGCAGCAGCAAUCCUUUUUGAGACAUUCGGUCAGAAAUUAGGAGCUACGUUUUGCAGUUAAAACUGUGGCAAGACUGUGGAUGCAGUUUCAUUGCUUGAAACCUAACCUUUCUCUGUUUUAAUAGAAAUCGCGGGGGGCUCAUCUUCAGAUGAAAGUGGUGAGGUCUAUUAAGAAUUGGUGCAAGCACAAUAGAACACUUUGACGAAUGUUUUUACUUUGUACAAAAGGUUCUUCAGCAUCUGUGUAGGUUGUAGGUGUUUUGGUUACUGCAGCAUACGGCAUUUCAGCUUUGGCAGUUGUAUUGUCGAGACUACCAACAAUAUAACAUAGAAACAUAUGGUUUAAUCUUUCCACUAAUCUAUUUUUUCACAGUACAUUUUUAUUGAAAAUGGCAGAAGACAGAUUAUCAUCAAACUUUAAAAAAGCGCUUAUAAAUCCAUUUGGUAUCGUCUGUGUCUACUGGUAUAGAGUCCUCACACCAUCAUUUAUAAUUCUGUAGCAGCAUUAGUCAGACUACCUGUAUUUGUUCAGAUCUUCAUGGCAUUAACAUGUAAAAACUUGAAACAUGGUUACUAAGACUUUAAAAGUAAACCUUUUAAUAUAUAUUUUCGUAAACUGUAAGCAGAAAUCUUGGCUUUGAUUCUUGAAAGUACUGUACAAAUGUUCAGUUAUCAGCAACCUAGCUCUUUCAGAGCAAAAUGGAUGGUUAGAGGUAAAAACCAGUUUAAUCAGUUUAAUUUGAAUGUUACGAUAUAUUUUGCAUUAAGAUUACUGUUGUUGCAGGUACAAUUAAAAGGUUUAUGCACUGUUACAGCAUUUUAAUGUUAACGUCUCUAAGAAAUGUUUCAUAAGAGAAGUCUUCCAUUCUUGCUAAGUGCAGGUAACUAAACUUUUUUUUCUUCAACUUGGUUUACUUGGAUACUUUGUAGGACAAAUAUUAGAUUGGAAAUCAGUUAUUUAAUUUCAAUAAAAAAGAGGUUAGUAAUAGUUAGCAGUUCUUUACAAAGUGCUUUUAGGACAGCUGCCUUACCCUGCUGUCUCCCUGAAUACUGCAAAAAAUACAAAAGAAUAGCAGAAGAUGCCUGCUCCUUGGGGUUUAUGUGAAUGUUACUCCUGUAAUGUCAUCAAGCACGUGGAAUGCAUGCUGCUUGUGGAAGUGCAAGGGUUAUUUCUGCAAGUUCUGGACAUUGCAUAUUCUGUUAAUUUACCCAGCAAUCUGCCUAGAUUCUACUGUAAUACUAUAACGGAGCUGGCUGUUCCUGGUGAGGUUUAUUUUAUUUUAUUUUUCACUGGCAUAAUACUGCGGUCUAAUUUUACUAGCACAAUUCACCUGUACAAUGCAAAUUGCAUGCCCAUGUACAGAAUUGUUUUGUACGCGAGUGCUUAGACCAACUACCCAUAACUGACUGUACAACACUGGACAUACAAAAUUUAGACUAAUGUAUAAUUUUUAGGGAUGGUUUUGGAGGCAAAGAUUAAGCUUAGCGCUGGACUAAAUUGAGUGGGUAUGAAGAAUCUCCGUUCAAAAUGUAAUUUAGUCUAGGGCUAGGUGUAAUCUGCAUCUGUGAAACCGGCCCAUACUGUUGCAUAUGCUUCUCCCCUGUGGAAAGCUCAGUCUGGUCCGGCAAGUUUCCAUUUUGAUUAGUCUCAAUGGCGUAAGAGUUUCAUUAGAUUUUCUUGGGGGCCUUGCUUGUUGACAAAGAUGCAGAAAUUCCACGAACGUGAUUGCGGAUAUGAGAGGAAUAGUUCAUAGCUGCUCCUGUGAAAUUCUUCUUCUUUUUUUUGGUGUUUAAAUUGGGGAAGCGUUUUUUUGGAUUGGAACGGAGGAUACAGUCAAUUGCUGUAACUGGCCUAUUCGUUUUACAGAACAGCUUGUAGCUUGUCCCAAUUUAAAAAUGGUUUACUUGCUCCUGUUAUGUUCAUUCUCUGGUUAAGUGCACAAGUCAUGGGAGUCUUGAGCACAAGCGCCUGACAGAAGUCUCAUUCAAAAGAGCAAAGUGCAGUAAUGGCAGUACAGGGUAGGACAUCACCUCUCACUGUUUCAGAGAACAGAUACAUGAGAAAAUAAAAUAAAAAUGUUCAAUAUCAAGCUUU